Messenger RNA from Xiphias gladius (swordfish), 4566 nucleotides. It is a transcript of the gene slit1b, whose product is annotated as slit homolog 1b (Drosophila). Gene Ontology annotation, biological process: axon guidance; negative chemotaxis. Gene Ontology annotation, molecular function: calcium ion binding; heparin binding; Roundabout binding. The transcript has 38 exons. NCBI's taxonomy places the organism in Eukaryota, Metazoa, Chordata, Actinopteri, Istiophoriformes, Xiphiidae. Bases 1 to 4566 code for a protein of 1521 amino acids. The record is from RefSeq and is a predicted model, not a curated record.
AUGGCGUGGGGCAUCCUUGUACUGCUGGCGGGUCGAGGAGGUGCGGAGGCGUGCCCCGCUCUUUGCAGCUGCCUGGGGAACACGGUGGACUGUCAUGGCCUGGGGAUCCACUCCGUCCCCAAAAACAUCCCCAGAGGGACUGAGAGGCUUGACCUGAACGGAAACAACCUGACAACCAUCACCAAGACGGACUUCUCCGGUCUCAAACACCUCAGAGUCCUUCAUCUGAUGGAGAACCGGGUCAGUAACGUUGAGAGGGGAGCUUUUGACGAGCUGAAGGAGCUGGAAAGACUUCGUCUAAACAAGAACCGUCUCAGCCAACUUCCAGAGCUGCUGUUCCAGAAGAAUGAGGCCCUGUCUCGACUGGACCUGAGUGAAAAUGCCAUCCAGGCCAUCCCAAGGAGGGCCUUCAGAGGAGCCACGGACCUCAAAAACCUUCAGCUGGAUAAAAACCAUAUCAGCUGUAUCGAGGAGGGGGCGUUUAGAGCCCUGCGAUCUCUAGAAGUGCUCACACUGAACAACAACAACAUCAGCAGCAUUCCCGUCUCCAGUUUCAACCACAUGCCGAAGCUCCGCACCUUUCGUCUCCACUCUAACUCUCUGCGUUGUGACUGUCACCUGGCCUGGCUGUCCCCGUGGCUGCGGCAGCGGCCGGCGUUGGGCCUCUACACCCAGUGCAGCUCUCCUCCCACGCUCAGGGGCCUCAACCUCGCCGAGCUGCGCAAGAGUGACUUUGCCUGCUCAGGCCACGGCGGCAGUGCCUUCGUUCAGCCCUGCAGCCUGGCGUCCGGCUCCUGUCCCCCGAUGUGUUCCUGCAGCAACAACAUUGUGGACUGUCGAGGAAGGGGCCUCACUGCCAUCCCCGCCCACCUCCCUGAGGCCAUGACUGAGAUUCGACUGGAGCAGAAUGGCAUCAAGUCGGUUCCUCCAGGCGCCUUCACCUCCUACAAGAAGCUUCGACGGAUAGACCUGAGUAACAACCAGAUAUCUGAGAUUGCUCCAGAUGCUUUCCACGGCCUCAGAGCUCUCAACUCACUGGUUCUGUAUGGUAAUAAGAUCACUGAGCUGCCUGGCGGUGUAUUUGAUGGCCUGGCCUCACUGGAGCUGCUGUUGCUGAAUGCAAAUAAGAUCCACUGUAUCAGAGCCACGGUGUUCAAAGAUUUGGAGAACCUGGCUCUCCUGUCCCUGUACGACAACAAGAUCCAGAGUCUGGCCAAAGGCACCUUCAGCUCACUGCACAGCAUCCAGACACUGCACCUGGCCCAGAACCCCUUUGUGUGUGACUGUAAUGUGAAGUGGCUGGCCGAAUUCCUGCGUUCAAACCCCAUAGAGACCAGCGGAGCUCGCUGUGCCAGCCCUCGCCGCCUCGCAAACAAACGCAUCGCACAGAUCAAGAGCAACAAGUUCCGAUGCUCCGCCAAAGAGCAGUACCAUAUCCCAGGCACUGAAGACAGACGUCAGAGCUACGAGUGUAACAGUAAGCCGGUGUGUCCCGCUAAAUGUCGCUGUGAGGCAAAUGUGGUCGACUGCUCCAACCUCCGCCUCACAAAGUUCCCUGAACACCUGCCCUCCUCCACUGAAGAGCUGCGUCUCAACAACAACGACCUCUCCGUGCUGGAGGCCACCGGAGCCUUCAAGGGCCUGACGCAGCUCAAGAAAAUUAACUUGAGCAACAACAAGAUCUCAGAUAUUGAGGACGGAGCGUUUGAAGGUGCCUCCUCGGUGGUGGAGCUUCACCUGACGGCCAAUCACCUGGAGUCUGUCAGGGGCAGCAUGUUCAGAGGCGUGGAGGGACUACGCAUGCUGAUGCUGAGGAACAACAAGAUCAGCUGUAUCCAUAACGGCAGCUUCACGGGGCUGACCAGCGUCCGGCUGCUCUCCCUCUACGACAACCAGCUGAGCACCAUCCUGCCCGGAGCCUUCGACACUCUGCCCAACCUAUCGACGCUGAACCUGCUGGCCAAUCCUUUCAACUGUGACUGCCGUCUGUCUUGGUUCGGGGCUUGGCUUCGGAGCAGACGGAUAGUGACGGGGAAUCCCCGCUGCCAGGGCCCCGCCUUCCUCCGAGAGAUCCCGCUGCAGGACGUGGCCGUGCCCGACUUCCGCUGCGAGGACGGCUCCGUGCUGGAGGACAGCAGCUGUGCUCCUGGGCCUCAGUGUCCCAGCCAGUGUACCUGUAUGGAAACGGUGGUCCGCUGCAGCAACAAACACCUACAGGCUCUGCCCCGGGGGCUGCCCCGCAACGUCACCGAGCUGUAUCUGGACGGAAACCAGUUCACCAGUGUUCCUAAGGAGUUAGCCACCUUCAAAUACCUGCAGCUCGUAGAUCUGAGCAACAAUAAGAUCAGCUCCCUGUCCGAUGACUCCUUCUCCAACAUGAGCCAGCUCACCACACUGAUCCUCAGUUACAACUCGCUGCGCUGUAUCCCUCCCCUGGCGCUGGGUGGCCUGCGCUCUCUGAGACUGCUCUCUCUCCAUGGCAACGACAUCUCCGAGCUGCAGCAGGGCAUCUUCAGCGACGUGGCCUCCCUGUCUCACCUAGCUAUUGGAGCCAACCCUCUGUACUGUGACUGCCGCCUGCUCUGGCUGUCCGACUGGGUGAAGAGCGGCUACAAGGAGCCCGGUAUCGCCCGCUGUGCCGGCCCCCGCGGCAUGGAGGGCAAGCUGCUGCUCACCACGCCCGCCGACAAGUUUCAGUGUCUGGGUCCUGUGGAGGUGUCUGUCCAGGCCAAAUGUAGUCCGUGUGUGUCCUCCCCCUGCGAGAACCAGGGCAUCUGUCAAGUCCACCACACACAGCUAUACACCUGUAACUGCAAGGCUGGAUUCACGGGUAAGCACUGCGAGACACCAGUUGAUGCUUGUGUCAGUAAUCCCUGCACCAACGGAGGAACCUGCCUGAGCGACGAACAGACCAGAGGGUUCAGCUGUGCGUGUGCAUUUGGUUUCCACGGCACCUUCUGCGAGGUGAACGUGGAUGACUGUGAGGACAACGGAUGCGAGAACGGCGCCACCUGUGUGGACAGAGUUGGCAACUACACCUGCUUGUGUCCACCGAACUACACAGGCCUGUUUUGUGAAGAAGAGGAGGGUGUGUGCUCUCCAGGUAGAAACCCCUGUCAGCAUCAGUCUACCUGCAUCAGCAGUCCUACCGGCCCUAGGUGUGUGUGUAUCCCCGGCUGGGUGGGGCCAGACUGCAGUAUAGAUUAUAAUGAGUGUGCGGAUCAUCGCUGUCAGAACAGAGCUCAGUGCGUCGACCAUCUGGACGGCUACAGCUGCGUCUGUCCACAGGGAUACAGCGGAGAGUUCUGUGAGGAGGCCCUUACUCCCCCGCCCCCCUGCCCGCUGGCUCAGUGUCAGAACGGCGCCCCCUGUGUGGAGAAGACCGGGACUGCGGUGUGUCAGUGUCUGCCGGGCUUCGAGGGUCAGAGCUGCGAGAAGCUGGUCAGCGUCAACUUCGUCGACAGAGAUUCUUACGUUCAGCUUCAGGAUGUCAAGAACUGGCCUCAGGCCAACAUCACGCUGCAGGUGUCAACAGCAGAGGACAACGGCAUCUUGCUCUAUAACGGAGACAACGAGCCAAUCGCUGUGGAGCUCCACCAGGGUCAUGUCAGGGUCACCUACGACCCUGGGAACCAGCCUGCCACAGCUAUCUACAGCACUGAGACGGUGAACGAUGGGCGUUUCCACACAGUAGAGCUGGUGACCUUUAACCGGAUGGUGAACCUGUCGGUGGACGGAGGGGAGCCGACGACCCUGGACAGUCAGGGCCGGAGCCAGCUGGUGACAGGGGAGGCCCCUCUGUAUGUGGGAGGUAUGCCAGAGGAGGUGAUGCCUGCCUCUCUGGGUCUCUCCUCUCAGACCCUCAACGUGUCCAGUUUCCACGGCUGCAUCAGGAAUCUUUACAUCAACCACGAGCUGCAGGAUUUCACCCGCAGCCACAUGAAGCCCGGGGUGGUGCCGGGCUGUCAGGCCUGCCGCAAACUCUACUGCCUCCACGGCAUCUGCCAACCCAAUGCUGCACAGGGCCCCCAGUGUCACUGUCAGGCAGGUUGGACGGGACAACACUGUGACCAGCCGAUAACAGGAGGCCUUACUGGAAUGGACGUUGUCACCACGGCAGCUGGUGUCUCCCCAUGUGAAGGCAGCAAGUGCGUGAAGGGUGCGUGCGUGGUGCUGGACGCACAGACGUACCGCUGCGUCUGCGAGGAGGGGUAUCGCGGUGCGCUGUGCAACCUGCAGGGGGAGCCGGCGGGGCCUUGCCUGGAAACUCUUUUAACCAUCCCGGUGCGUUUAUCGCCCGCAGAGUCCCCGUGUGGCGGUGAGCCGGUGAGAGAUUACCACCGGCUGCAGCGCGGCACCGUCCUCUGCCAGACGUCCAAACCUUUCUCCUGGGUGGAAUGUCGGGGCCGGUGCCAGGCGGGAAGCGAGCCGGGUGCCAGCGGCGCCCCCUGCUGCGCUCCUCUGAGGGUUCGACGCCGGCGGCUCACCUUCGAAUGCGACGACGGCACCUCGUUCACACAGGACGUGGAGAAGCCGGUGGAAUGUGGCUGCAAGGAGUGUGUGUAG